Molecule: messenger RNA, 2118 nt
Organism: Hippopotamus amphibius kiboko
Lineage: Eukaryota; Metazoa; Chordata; Mammalia; Artiodactyla; Hippopotamidae
Gene: LCMT2
Product: leucine carboxyl methyltransferase 2
Exons: 1
Coding region: 1-2061 (686 amino acids)
Biological process (GO): tRNA methylation; wybutosine biosynthetic process
Molecular function (GO): tRNA methyltransferase activity; protein binding
Source: RefSeq, a predicted model, not a curated record
AUGGGCCCGCGGAGCCGCGAGCGUCGGGCCGGGGCCGUGCAGAGCACCGACGGCAGCAGCGCCCUCAGCAAGAGCUCCCUGGCUGCGCGCGGGUACGUGCGCGACACCUUUGCCGCCUUGCUAGUUCCCGGGACCGCGCGCCGCGCGCCGCUCAUCCACCGCGGCUACUACGUGCGCGCGCGCGCCGUGCGGCACUGCGUGCGCGCCUUCCUGGCGGGGACGUGCGCGGCCCCCGGCGCGCCUCGCGCCCAGAUCCUGUCGCUGGGCGCCGGCUCAGACUCACUGUAUUUUCGCCUCAAAACUGCGGGCCGCUUGGCCUGGGCUGCCGUCUGGGAGGUGGAUUUCCCGGACGUGGCGCAGCGCAAAGCGCAGAGGAUUCGAGAUACGCCGGAACUGUGCGCGUUAACCGGGGCUUUCCAGAGCGGGAACCCCGGGUCCAUGCUGUGCUUUGAGAGCUCGGACUACCGCAUCCUGGGCCUGGACCUGCGGCAGCUGCAGCGGCUGGACCAGGCCCUGGCCGCCGCGGGCCUUGACGCAGCCGCACCGACUCUGCUGCUGGCUGAGGCCGUGCUGACCUACCUUGAGCCGGAUGAUGCCGCGGCCCUCAUCGCCUGGGCCGCUCAGCGUUUUUCUAAUGCCCUUUUCAUCGUCUACGAGCAGAUGCGGCCGCGUGACGCCUUUGGCGAGUUCAUGCAGCAACAUUUUCGGCAGCUGAAUUCUCCCCUGCAUGGCCUGGACCACUUUCCCGACGCGGAGGCCCAGCAGCAGCGCUUCCUUCAGGCCGGCUGGACUGCCUGCCGUGCCAUGGACAUGAAUGAGUUCUAUCGCUGCUUUCUCUCCGCAGAAGAACGCCGGCGGGUGGAAAAUCUCGAACCUUUUGACGAGUUUGAGGAGUGGCAUCUGAAGUGCGCCCACUAUUUCAUUCUGGCCGCUUCUCGGGGAGAAGCCCUCUCCCACAUUCUAGUGUUUCCACCCUCAGAGAUGUUUCCUCGGAUAGAUCCUGCUUCCCCUUCAGGAGUCUUCCCUGCCAGUGUAGUCACUGGUGACAGCCGGGGCCCAGACCUUAAGAGAUAUGGCCAUGCCUCUGUCCUUUUGAGCCCAGGCCUUAUUCUCAGUGCAGGAGGAUUUGGAGAGCAGGAGGGGCGGCAUUGCCGAGUGAGUAAGUUUCACUUGCUCUCGAGAUACUGUGACUUUGAAUGGAGAGGCAACCAAAUACACAGUUGUGGGACUGGAGCUCCGUGGGAUGGACGCCUCUAUCACACCAUGACCAGACUUUCAGAUACUCAGGUUCUGGUUCUGGGAGGGAGACUGUCCCCCGUAACUCCAGCCUUGGGGACUCUCCACCUUCUUUUUUGCAACAGUGAGGAUAAUAACCCUGAGGACCUAAAUAUAACAGUCACAAAGGUCGGCCCAGAAGAAGAUUCCACUUUGUCGUGUUGGCGCCAUUCAACAACAGAAGUGUCCUAUGAGAAUCAGAAAUAUUUGUUUGUGUAUGGGGGCCGCAGUGUGGCAGAACCUGUACUAAGUGACUGGCGUUUCCUCCAUGUGGGGACGAUGGCUUGGGUCAGGAUCCCAGUGGAGGGAGAAGUACCUGAAGGUCGACAUUCCCACAGUGCCUGCAGCUGGCAAGGGGGAGCCCUCAUUGCUGGAGGUCUGGGUACUUCUGAGGAGCCGUUGAGCUCUGUACUCUUUUUGAAACCAAUCUCUUGUGGAUUCCUCUGGGAAUCAGUAGCCAUCCAGCCUCCCAUUACGCCAAGGUACUCCCACACAGCUCAUGUGUUCAAGGGGAAGCUUUUGCUGGUUGGAGGGGUCUGGAUUCAUUCCUCCUCAGUUCCUGGGGUGACCGUUAUUGAUUUGUCUACAGGACUGAGCUUUGAGUAUCAGAUUGACGCAGCAUGUGUGCCAUGGCCGUUAAUGUUACACAAUCAUACCAGCAUCCUCCUUCCUGAAGAGCAACAGCUCCUGCUACUUGGAGGUGGUGGGAACUGCUUUUCCUUUGGCACCUACUUCAAUCCCUGUACAGUGACAUUAGACCUUUCUUCCUUAAGUGCUAGGCAGUAAGGACUGGACUUGGGAUAUAUUCAGGACCCACUAAAGUAGACAAUAAAGCUUUCCAAA